Molecule: messenger RNA, 2493 nt
Organism: Cydia pomonella (codling moth)
Lineage: Eukaryota; Metazoa; Arthropoda; Insecta; Lepidoptera; Tortricidae
Product: golgin subfamily A member 6-like protein 6
Source: RefSeq, a predicted model, not a curated record
CUAAACCUCCCGGCAUUGCCUUGAACACUGUAAAGUUUUAAAACCUCCAGGGUUUGUAACAUUAGGACUAUUGUGAUUCUAAUUACCCUAUUUGAAUUUGACUCGUGUUAAUGCUUGCUCCGAUUUUACUCUGCUCUGCUCUGCACUUUAAAAUGAAUAAAGAAAUAAUAAGUUCAUAUCAAUUACAUUUUUUUUGACAGUAAACAACAGUUGCUAGGUAACAAUAUUAUAAAUAAAGAUAAGUCUUGACAUACGAGGUAUAUGCAACCCUCUUAAUGUUAUAUUCAUGCCUUUAAAUUGUAUCAAUUUUAUAGUGACAUCUGGUGAUGUAGUUUGCACAAUUGGAAGUCAACUUUAUGCAAAAGUAUGUUAUCGGAUCCCAUUAAUAGAAAUUGCCGCUAUCUUUACUAAUGUUAAUUACAUUUAUUAGUAUUGCCCCCCUGCAGCAAACCCGUUGUAAUCAAACCUCUACUAACCUAAUAAAUCAAAUAUGCUAAAUGACAUGCGUCAAAAUUUCGGACAGUGUCAAAUAAAUAUUUAUUGUGAUUGUACUCAUAUUUUACGUUAUGUAUUUAAGUAGUUUGUGAUAUUAGAUGAAAUAUAGUAAACCAUCUCCAACAAUAGAAUGGUUUACUAUUACACAUCAGGAAAUGUCAAAAUGGUAAGAAAUAUAUUAAUUGAUUAUGGCUCUGCUGUCGCAGUUGUGCCCCACGAAUACAUGAAGUCGUACAUCGAUAAGUGUCCGAAAGACACGGAAGAUUCCAAACUAGGCUGGGUUGCUGAAACGUUUCUAGGCAUUCAGAAACACGGUCAAUUCUUAAAAGACAUAGCUUUUCACCUACCCGAGGAACUUUCAGAUCAAGAUAAAGACUUUUUUAUGAUAUUGUUCCACGCUGUAAUCUUCCAAAUCAAACCUAAAGACGUGCAUCUUCUGUACAAAUGUCUGUUUAAUUUAAGCAAGCCUUUGUUGGAUACAUUUACUUCCUUCUUGAGUAACGACGAAGUGUUGACUUUCUUGGCACAAGUUGGUCAAGACUAUUAUGACGCAAAUUAUAUUACCGAAAAAAUUACAACUCCCUUGUAUACGUGGCAACCUUACAUCAGUGAAAUGGCUAAUACUUAUGCAGAAUAUGUUAAAAAGAUGGAAUCCCGCAGGAUAAAGCCACCAACAGUGCCAAUAGCACCUAGUCUGUUGAAUAGAAAAGGACUAAAUUCGGCUAGUCGCACAACACGUCCUUUACCUUCAUCGCCAGUUUCAUUACCCCAUGUAUCAAAACCUAAGAUGAAACGGAUUGUAUCCAGAAAUGAUAUAGAUGAAAAAUUGAAAAAAAGCUAUGAGAAAAAUAAGCAGAAGGCUGACCACUUACUUAACGGUGUUAAAAAUAUAGAGUGUCAUUAUGCCAUGAUUAAAUCUAAUGCAUAUUUUCAAAAAAUUGAUAGUAUUAAAGAAGAGAUAAAUAACUCUAUGAAACCAUUACCGAAAAUACAAAGCACAAACUCAAUAAAAAAAAUAAGCCAACCAGUAAAAGACACUGCAGCAACAAUCAAGCGGAUGAAAAAAAGAAUUCAAUUAGCUGAACAAGAAGAAGUUGAGUGGUUUAACAAUGUUAUGAACUGCAAAAAUACUGCCAAAAUAGAGGAAUUACAAGAAUUUGACCGCCAAGAGAACGAAAGAGAACGAUUACUGGACAUAGAAAAGAAACAUUUAAUGGGUCAAAUUUCGUAUGAAGAAGCAUUAUUGGCGAAACAAAGAGUUCUUGUUGAAAAUAAAAAGAAAUAUGAACAGUUCCUGAAAGAGAAAGAAAUGUGGAAUGAAGAAAUAGAUAAUUGGAGAAAAAAUGAAAUGAAAAAAAAUCGCAAACAAAUGGAAAAAUUGUCUAUGUUAGAAUUAAAUGUAUUAAAAGCUAAACACAAUACUGUUAUGAAAAAUAAAGAAACUGCCGAAAAUUUUAAGAGGCAGAAUCAAAUUUUGUUAGAUAAAGCUUUAAAAGAUAAACAGGAUGAGUUAGACCGCAGAGUUAAAAUGAUAAAGGAGUUCAAAAUUUUGGCUAUUAUAGCAAAAAAAGCAAAAGUACCCAAAAUUAUAGACUUGACAGAAACAUCUGGCUUCGGUUUACUGUGUGAGAUGUCAAUGGCAGAACUUCAAGAAAGAAUAAAUGAAAUGAAAAUAGGUUUACAUGAUGAACUAGAACGAAAGAGAAAUACAAUAAAAGAAGUGAAUGAAGAGAAAAAAGAAGAGUUAAAAGAAACAAAAAAGUCCAUCGAGUCUUACAUGAACGAAAAAGCUACAUGGAGAAAACAAAGCAAAUCUAACACUUCUAGCACCAAAAAUGCGUCUUCAAAGGAAAUUGACGAUUUGAAGAAAAUUCUAACGGAAAAACGGAAAUUAAGAAUGAAAAUGUCUAAUUAAUGUUUGUGUGCGUCCAGUGCGGUAUUUGUGAGUUAAAAAAGUUUUUUUCAUAAUAAUUUAAUUAUAAUGGAUUUAGAAACAAG